UUCUGCUUCCCCUCUGUGUGCUAUGGGUGCUGAGCCUGCCGGGUGCAGGGGUUGGCAGGAGAUGUUUUUGCUCACCGUUCCCAUAAACAAAGGGAAAUUACGAAUUUACCCCCUGACAGCUCCGGGAGCAGCUCAGCUCGUGCCUGAUGGAUGCCAACGGGUCGUGCUGCGGUGCCCCAUGGCCUUGGUGGGAUGGAGAGAGCUGUGUGGGAGCAUGGGCACGGGGCUGGGUGGGUGCAUGGGUGAUGGGGGUGCACGCGUCCCCAGUGCAGAGCUAUGUGGGGCUGCAGGGAUGUGCACUGCCCGUCAUCCCGUGGGGCUCAGCAGCUCAGCACCAUACGACCUCAAGUCAUAGGGGUGGGAGGUGACGUGCCAAACCUGGCUGUCCCCAUCCCUGGACUGUGCUCUGGAUGAGCUGCACGCCAUGGUUUUGGUGGCGGUGUGUCCUGCGAGCAUUGCUCUGUGCUGCACUGCUGCCUGGGGGGUUCUGCUGUUCCCCCUCCCCACUGUGCCCCGUCCCCAUGGUGAGCGCUGUGCCGUGCUGUGAAGGUGCUGGAGCUCAGUGCAGAGCCGUGCUGCAGUGCUGGCCACGCUUGCAGCCUCAGGUUUUUAAUUAAAGCUGCCAGCUUGGACGCGGUUUUCCAGCGUUGUGGCUGGGCUGUGGGCGCAGCCGUGCAGUGGGGCUCUGUUGUUGUGUUUUGGGGGUUGUUUGGGGGAUGCGGGCUGUGAUGCUGUGUGGUGCUCUGCCUCUCCUCCUGCUUAAUCUGUGCUGGGGCAUGUGGGUGGUUUAUUUGUUGUUUCUGUCAUCCUGAGGUGUUGGGUGGCUCUGGGUACCAUCCCAGGCACCCCUGUAGAUCCAGGCCUCGGCAACAGCCCCCAAAAGCACCCAGCAGGGGUUCGGUUCCCUUUAUUGCAAUGGGAUGGAGAGGGAGAAGGAUCGUCUGGAGUGGAGGAGACUCCCAGUGGGGCUGGAUUGUGCUAAUGGGAUUUUACUCCCUAUUUAAUUACAAUUUUGUCAAAUUGAAGGAAAAAAAAAGAUCCUCGUCUCUGCAUGCAGCUCCCAGGAGCGGCAGCCCUUAAUUACGCAGCAGGUGGCAGCCGCCACCGGUCCCCAAAGGGGGUCCCAGCCCCAUAGUGGGACUCAGGGUCUGCCUGUCUCCACUCUGUCCCAGUUCCUCCCAGUAUGGCAUAGAGGCCCUGGGCUGACACUGUGGCUGACAGCGGCCGUGGAUGCAGCGCGCUGAUGCGCCGUGGCUAAUCCUUGGCUCUUCCCUGUGUAAUCCUGCCCACGGGGAUAAUCCCAUCAAACCCAGCAGAGGAGCUCAGGGCUGGAUGCGCCCGUAUCGCCUGUAGCACCUCGUUUGGGUGCCGAAUGGAUCCUGGGGUGAUGGUGGUUCCUGAGGGAGCAGCUGAGACCGGUUGGUUAUGGCAGCGUCGGGGCAGUGCAGAGCAGGGAGUGACCAUUGAGCUUGGAUGGGGAAACUGAGGCACAGAGCAGCAGCACUGAGUGAUACGGGGUUGGUGCCACCCAACUGCGGUGCCAAACGCAGCACUGAGGGAAGGGGAGUGCUCUGGGGGGGGGCACUGGGUGCUGUUCCCACAGUGAGCACCCACCUCCCCGGUGAGGUCGGAUCCAGCUCAGGUUCGGGUGGUGGGACGGAGCUCUGCCCCAUUUGUCACCUCCCACCAGGGGUCCGAAGGUGAUGGGGAAGGCCAGGAUGGGAAUCGUCCCCAUGCAGUGUGGGCCAGUCCUGUCCCUGCAGCAGGUAGAGAGUGCUGCGCUGCAAAUAACCCAGCAGCUGCCCGGCACCUGCUGUGCCAUACCCUUCAUUUCACCUUUUGGAGUUAUCUCAGUGGUGUGAGGUCAGUGCUGUGAAUAGCCCCAUGGCUGCUGGUGGUUGAGGGCCGUCCCACAGAACUGAGCCAGGAUCCCGAGGUGCUUGGGGUUGGGGUGGAGGGGUGGGAGGGGAUGCAUCCGAUUCACUGCAGCCCCCCCCUCCCAGGAACGAUGCUCGUUUCAGAGCCAUUGGUCAGAGCAUGCAGACACACAUAGGAGCACUGCAUGGCCCCCUGUAGCUUGCACACACAUGCAUGCACACACACAAGCAUACAUGCAUACAUGUACCUGCACAUGCACGUGCAUGCAGCCACAUACAUGCACACGCCUGUGCACAUGCAUGCACACAUGCCUGCAAGCACCCUGCUCAUGCAUGUAAGACGCACGUAUGCCUGCAUGCAGCUGCACACACGUGCAUGUUUGCACACAACACGCACUUGCAUGUGCAUGCGUGCCCAUACCUGUGUGCACAUGCACCCACACACCCACAUACACCAUUUUUGCAUCCCCCUGCUUGCCCAGCACCCAGCACACCACCCACAACCGUGCACACACAGCAGCCCUGUGUGCAAACACCCCCCCCCCCCACUGCUGUGCGCACGGCUCCUCCUGCCCAUCACACACACACUGACUCCUGCAUGCAAGCAGCAGCCUGGUGUGCACACACACCAGUGCUCACACCCCAACACCUGCACACACACACACACACACUCGUGUGACAGGAGUGCACAUGCCAACACCUGCACAGACCCCACACCACCUCCCCAGCCCUUUGAAAGCCCCUCAAAGCUCCCUCUGCUUUUGAACUGUUCCUCCCCCGGAAGCACGAAUCAAUACUCUUCACCCCCCCCCCUCCCCUUCUCUGCUCACUCCUGGGCCCUUAGCAACACAUCUGCCUCCAAGUGCACAUCUGCUCUGCGUUGGGGAGGGGACAGAGACCCCAUAUCCCAAGGUGGGGGCUGGGGGCUCUGUCCCCUCCCAGCUAGGAGCAUUGCAGCAUGGCUCAUGCAGCCCCCCCCUGCCCACCCGUUGGGUGAUGGCACCGAUAGAGCUGUCCUCACAUCUGGCUUUAGGGUGGGGAGCUCUUCUCCUUUCCCCCAUCCCCACCCACCAUGACAGCAGAACAAGGAGCUAUUUCGGGGUGGUGAGGAAGCACCUGACCUUCCGGCGUGUGCACAGGCAGGGGCACAGUGUGCAAACAAUGGUCCUUUGUUCCCCACCAGCAGCAUCCUGCAGCCCCCAGCCCGACCGCGGCGCAUCCCACAUCAUGGGGAUGGGGUUGUCCUGGUGCGUGCAGGGGGGACUCAGUCACAUGGAGUGGGUCAGGGCUACCCGUGGUGGCUCCCAGCUCUCUCCCCUCCUUGGCUGCCAUCCGGUGGUUCAUUCAGCUGGUGGAGAUGGUGAUGGGAAAUGCAAAGUGGGAUGGAGCCAGGUCAUAGCAGCAAGCCUGCAGCCUGCCAGGAGGAGGAGGAAGGAGAGGAGGUGGUGGCCAUGUGAAGGCUGAGCUUGCACAGCGCUGCCCACACCUUGGUUGCAGCAGGUGCAUGCAUCCCUCCUGAGGAGCUGAGUGGAACUGUGCUGUGCUGAGAUGUGCUGUGCAAUUCUGAGCGGUGCUGAGGUGUGCUGUGCCAUUCUGUGCCAUGUUGUGCCAUCCUGAGCUGUGCUGUGCCUUCCUGCACUGUGCCAUUCCCACCUGUGCUGAGCUGAGCUGUGCCAUUCUAUGCCAUGUUGUGCCAUUCUGAGCUGAGCUGUGCCAAUUCUGAGCUGUGCUGUGCCAUUCUGAGCUGUGCUGUGCCAUUCUGAGCUGUGCUGUGCCAUCCUGCGCUGUGCCAUUCCCACCUGUGCUGAGCUGUGCCAUGCCAUUCUAUGCCAUGUUGUGCCAUUCUGCACUGAGCCGUGCCGUUCUGAGCUGUGCUGAGGUGUGCUGUGCCAAUUCUGAACUGUGCUGUGCCAUUCUAUGCCAUGCUGUGCCACUCUGAGCUGUGCUGUGCCAUUCUGAGCUGUGCUGAGCUGUGCUGUGCCAUUCUGUGCCAUGUUGUGCCACUCUGAGCUGUGCUGUGCCAUUCUGAGCUGUGCUGAGCUGUGCUGUGCCAAUUCUGAACUGUGCUGUGCCAUUCUAUGCCAUGCUGUGCCAUACUGUGCCAAGCUGAGCUGUGUCAUGCCGAGCUGUGCCAUGCCAUUCUGUGCUGAACCGUGCCAUUCUGAACUGUGCUGAGCUGUGCUGUGCCAUGUGGAGCCACGCUGGCCUGAACCAUGCCAUUCUGAGCUGAGCCACAUCAUUCUGAGCUCAACCACGCCAUUCUGAGCCACUCAGAGCUGUGCAAAGCUGUGUCAGGCCAUGCCACGCCAUUCUGAGCCAUGCAGUGCCAUUCCAUGCCAUGCCUCAGGGCAGGGAGGUGAGGAUGGGGGUUGUGAAAUGAAGACCCACGUGAGGCCCUGGGGGCCACCAGCACCACAAGAGGACUGUGUGUAUGGGCACUGUGGUCCUUUUGCCCUCUCUCCCCAUGCUGACCCCGGCACACAGCGGAUAUUUCAUCUUAUUUGACUAUAAAUCAGUUUGUUGAAGCCUAGACAUUUCAAAUCAAGGCUCUGGUGCCUGAGCUUGGAGCAAUUAAAGGUAACGUUUUCCCAAGCAGAGCAAAGCAGCCAAGCGCAUCCCGGCACGGCGGAGAUGCGGGGGAGACUAAAGAGGAAAUAAAAACAACAACAACAACAAAUAAACUUUUAUUAAGGCUUAAAAAAAAAACCCAACCUGAGACGGCGGAUGGACUGAGCUGCUCUCCUCCCCACCGCCUCCUCCUGUCCUGCUGGGACCUGCAGGUGCUGUGGGUGCCUGCCUGCACCAGGGGAGACAAUGUGGCCCCCCCUCGUCCUGCUGCUCCUGCUCACAGCGGAGAGGACGGCUCACAGCACCUUCCCCGAGGAGCCCAGCCCCAUCGCCGUGGCAAACGAGGACUAUGUGAAGCACUACUCUGUGUUCGUGGGCCAUGGCAGCAGCCGACCUGGCGGCCCUGAGGGUGGUGGCACCGAACGCCUCAACAUCCAACGUAUCCUCAAGGUCAACAGGACCCUCUUCGUUGGAGACAGGGACAACGUCUACCGUGUGAGCCUGGAGCCCACUGCUGGCAGUGAGAUGCGCUAUCACCGGAAGCUGACUUGGAGGUCAAACCAACACGACAUCAGCAUCUGCCGGAUGAAGGGGAAGCACGAGGCAGAGUGCCGAAACUUCAUCAAGGUGAUGCUGGUACGGAACCAGAACCUGCUCUUCGUGUGUGGCACCAAUGCCUUCAACCCCAUCUGUGCCAACUACAGUAUGGACACUCUGGAGCCCGUUGGGGACAAUAUCAGCGGCAUGGCGCGGUGUCCCUACGACCCCAAGCACGCCAACGUGGCACUGUUCACAGGGGGGAUGCUCUUCACAGCCACAGUGACAGAUUUCCUGGCCAUCGACGCCGUCAUCUAUCGCAGCCUGGGUGACAGCCCGACCCUGCGCACGGUUAAACACGACUCCAAGUGGUUCAAAGAGCCCUACUUUGUGCACGCGGUGGAGUGGAGGAGCCACGUCUACUUCUUCUUCCGGGAGAUCGCUAUGGAGUUCAACUACCUGGAGAAGGUGGUGGUAUCCCGAGUGGCUCGGGUGUGCAAGAACGACAUGGGGGGAUCACAGAGGGUGCUGGAGAAGCAGUGGACAUCCUUCCUCAAGGCUCGGCUCAACUGCUCCGUGCCGGGUGAUUCACACUUCUACUUCAAUGUCAUCCAUGCUGUGACCGAUAUCCUGGAGCUCAAUGGGCGCCCCGUGGUGCUCGCCGUCUUCUCUACACCCACCAACAGCAUCCCCGGCUCGGCUGUGUGUGCCUUUGACAUGACCCAAGUGGCUGCUGUCUUCGAGGGGCGUUUCAGAGAGCAGAAAUCGCCAGAGUCCAUCUGGACAGCUGUACCUGAGGACAUGGUGCCAAAGCCCCGACCCGGGUGCUGUGCGGCCCCGGGGAUGCGCUACAACUCCUCCAGCACCUUCCCCGAUGAGAUCCUCACCUUUGUGAAGACGCAUCCUCUGAUGGAUGAAGCGGUGCCGUCCCUGGGCAACGCGCCCUGGAUUGUCCGCACCAUGAGUCGGUACCAGCUCCGCAAGAUUGUGGUGGACAACGCAGCAGGACCAUGGGGCAACCACACCGUGGUCUUCCUGGGCUCCAGCACAGGCACCAUCCUCAAGUUUCUCAUCCAUCCUAAUGCCACCAGCAGCCCGGCACCUGCACCCCCCGGCAGCCAAAGCGUCUUCCUGGAGGAGUUUGAGACCUACCAGCCUGGGAGAUGUGGCCGGGACACAGAGGAUGAGCGGAGACUCCUGGGCCUGGAGCUGGACAAGUCAGCUGGGUCCCUGCUGCUGGCCUUCCCCCCCUGUGUGGCCAGGGUGCCCGUGGCUCGCUGCCAGCAGCACUCAGGCUGCAUGAAGAGCUGCCUUGGGAGCCGGGACCCGUACUGUGGCUGGACACCUGAGGGCUCCUGUGUCUUUCUGGAGCCCAGCCCCAGGACAUCUUUCGAGCAGGACAUCUCUGGUGGCAGCACAUCGCAUCUGGGCGAGUGCGAGGGGCUGGUGACAGAGAGCUUCGUGGACGAGCCGGACGGGCUGGUAUCGGUGAACCUGCUGGUCAUCUCCUCGGUGGCCGCCUUCGUCAUCGGCGCCGUUAUCUCCGGCUUCAGCGUGUGUUGGUUCAUCGGCCACCGGGAUCGCAAGGAGCUGGCGAGGCGCAAGGACAAGGAGACCAUCCUGGCACACAGCGAGUCGGUGGUGAGCGUCAGCCGGUUGGGAGAGCGGCGAGCGCGUGGCGGGCAGCCCGGAGCGCUGCUGGCCCCGCUGAUGCCCAACGGCUGGCCCAAGGAGCUGGGCAAGGCGAGCCAACACGACCUGGACUCGGGCGUCCUGCCUACACCGGAGCAAACCCCGCUGCAGCAGAAGCGUUGCCCCGGUGCCCUCCAGAACUGCACCUGGGAGCAGAGUCACAACAUCAUCAACGCCGCGCUGCGGGACCCUGGUGCCAGCGGCACGCGGCUGCACGCCGGCGCCGGCCGCUCCGCCCGCGGCAUUCCCCUCUCCUGCCACGCCAUCCUGGUGGAUCAGGAGCUGGAGGCCGAACUCAGCGACUCCUCGGGUGAUGGGCACUGGGGACGGGAUCACCACGAGGGUCCCCGCACCCGACAGCACCCCCCCGCCGGUGCUCGCCGUCCUCCCCGCAGCUCCUAUGGCGACUUUGGGGGCACCCCGCGCCCCAGCCCUGACCGUCGGCGCGUGGUUUCGGCGCCUGGUGGGGAAGGGGGGGACUUUGUAGAGGGGCCGCCGUGGCGCCCUGAGCAGCUGAACUUCAAUGCCAACAACGGCACCCAACGCCCCGGUGCCCACCUCAAGAGGAACCACACAUUUAACAGCGGCGAAGCGCCGGCAGGUGGCUAUGGGCAGCACGGCACGGCACCACGGGCACCCGGUGCGGGACCCCCCCGGGCACUCACGGACCUGCACCACCUCCUGCGCUAUGGCAUGGAGCGGACUCCCUCGGGCAAAUAGAAGCUCGAUGCCAGGCUCCUGCAUUCAGGCGCUGCCACCGUGGACGUUUUCCUCCGCCGUGCCGUGGCACGGUGCCCCAGCUCUGCGGGGAUGGGGCUGAGAUGCUGCAUGGGGGAUUGGCAGCCCCUGGGUUCCCAUGGGAAGGGUUUGAGGUUUUUCCUUCCUGCCCCCGGAGCUGCACAGAGUCCCUGCUGUCCCCGGCUGGCACGGGGCAGUGCCCCAUGCUCCGGCUGCUUUGCACAGGCUCUGAGUGUCUGUCUGCCCGGUCCCUUCCCCAGGCUGGUCCCAGGGACUGCUGCGCCUUGGGCGGGACUCCCUGGGAGGCAGCAGGAUGGACACACAGACAUGGGCACAGCUGGCGCAGAGCAAAGCAGUGCCCUUUGCCCAGAGCCCCUCAGUCCCAUCGGCUGUGCCUCGGCAUCUUUAGGUGCGUGCCAGCACCCUGGAAACACCCAGCCAGGACAGCACCCAGCAGAGGAUGCCAUCAGGUUGCAUCGUCUGCCAAGGACUGGGCAAAACCUCCACUACCCUCACCUGGUACCAGCGGUGAGCUGUCAUCUGUCCCCUUACACCUCCGCUCCCACCGAGAUCCCAGCAUUCCAUUCCCCUCUCCUUGAAAGCACAGCUGGGCACUGGGAUGCAGGAGGCUGGGGGAUCCCAUCAGACCCACUCUCUGCUGGCAAAGGGUGCCCUUUCAGUGCCACCCAGUUGCAGGUGGCACGAGGGACAGUAGGGCUCUGCAGGACCGCAGGGCUGGGUGCAGGGAUGUGGGCGCUGCAGGUGCUCUGCCCCCUGACUGCAGGGUGGAGGGCAAUUGGUCCCAUGCUGUAAAUAGGGUGCCGGGGCACCGCGGGCACCCCAUCGCCCCGGGGCCGUUCAUGCAUGCGACAGCGGUAACGUCUCUGUAUAACCCCGGAGCCCCGCAAUAAACUUCUGUUUACAAGAGGUGAA
Molecule: messenger RNA, 8345 nt
Organism: Lagopus muta (rock ptarmigan)
Lineage: Eukaryota; Metazoa; Chordata; Aves; Galliformes; Phasianidae
Gene: SEMA6B
Product: semaphorin 6B
Exons: 17
Coding region: 4692-7394 (900 amino acids)
Biological process (GO): negative chemotaxis; axon guidance; positive regulation of cell migration
Molecular function (GO): chemorepellent activity; semaphorin receptor binding
Source: RefSeq, a predicted model, not a curated record